This is a messenger RNA of Acanthaster planci (crown-of-thorns starfish), 1205 nucleotides long. RefSeq names its product coiled-coil domain-containing protein 89-like. Lineage: Eukaryota; Metazoa; Echinodermata; Asteroidea; Valvatida; Acanthasteridae. The record is from RefSeq and is a predicted model, not a curated record.
UGUAAACAAUGUCAAGAUGGCGUCGUCCAGUGGUAGAACUGCGAAAGAGCUUAAAAUGAUGAUUUCCGCUAGCAAUCAGGAUGUUGAUGAGAUGCAAGAAAACUUGGACAAGCUCAAGAAAUUAACAAGAGAUGACAAAACGGAGACAGCUAUGCUGCGGGCACGCAUUGACGAACAGUCUCAACUGAUCUGUAUCCUCAAGCAGAGAGCGGAUGAGGCCUUGACCCGAACCCAGACCCUGGAGCGCAUCAAUCGUGACCUGGAAAUGUUCCGUGACAAUGCCCAAGAGAUCAUUGAAGCCGAGGUCAAAAAGUCAAAUCAGUUAGAGCAAAGAUUCCACGAGCUGGCUGAGAACCAUGAAGAGAUGAUACGUAUCAAGGAUGAUUACAAACAAAAGAAUGAGGAACUCAGACAGGAAAACUUGCGACUCCUGGAUGAGAAUUCAAGACUAUUCUCAGCUGCACUUGUGGAGAAAGAUGGGAAGAUAGACUCACUGCACAAACAAGUGACCAGUUUGAAAGAGCAAUGCAAGGAACUCAAUCAGUUUAUCAGCCGACUGCAGACUGAACAUCAUGAAAAGAGCCAAGAAAUGGACGGGAUAAUCAAACACUUGAAGAGUCAACUGGACGACACAAACAGGAAACUGAAAGGCACCCAAUCACAGCUGCAGCAGCAGUCGGAGAAUCUCAAGAACGCCGAUGCCAACAGGGCCCUCAAGCUGGAGAGACUUGCCAAGGAGAAAGACGAGAUGCUGGAGUUGGCCAUGCACAGGGGCAGACUUAUACAGGACAAGCAGCGUGAAAUCAAAGAACUUCAGAACAAGGUGGCUGAGGCACAACGAGAAAUCCAGAGAAUGGAAGACAAAUUUGAGCGGGAUGCAGCAUUGGUCUCCACCAACCUCCAAGUGAUCCGAUUGAAGGAUGAGAAGGAGCAAGCUGAGUUGACACUCAAGCAAAUCCACAUGGAGUACGAAGCUUACAAGAAGCAUAGUAGCAGCCUGCUGGCCAAAGAGAGAUCGCUGAAUGCACAACUCCGCAAUCUGGUAUCCUAGCAACAAGUGAUCAAGUCCUUGGUAACCAAGGUAACAACUUCAACCCUUGCCCCAAACAAAGAGAUGCUGUAUAUUUGCUGAGCUUUUUGAGAAGAAUAUCAUCACAAGUUAUAACUUCUGAGCUCCUUGGAAACACCUAAAAGAUGUUCUACCA